Molecule: messenger RNA, 2734 nt
Organism: Myotis brandtii (Brandt's bat)
Lineage: Eukaryota; Metazoa; Chordata; Mammalia; Chiroptera; Vespertilionidae
Gene: SLC17A7
Product: solute carrier family 17 (vesicular glutamate transporter), member 7
Exons: 12
Coding region: 1-1629 (542 amino acids)
Biological process (GO): monoatomic anion transport; neurotransmitter loading into synaptic vesicle; transmembrane transport
Cellular component (GO): excitatory synapse; synaptic vesicle membrane
Molecular function (GO): L-glutamate transmembrane transporter activity; neurotransmitter transmembrane transporter activity
Source: RefSeq, a predicted model, not a curated record
AUGCAGUUCCACAAGGAGGAGUUUCGGAAGCUAGCGGGUCGCGCCCUCGGGCGGCUGCACCGGCUCCUGGAGAAGCGGCAGGAAGGCGCGGAGACGCUGGAGCUGAGUGCCGACGGCCGCCCGGUCACCACGCAGACGCGGGACCCGCCGGUGGUGGACUGCACCUGCUUCGGCCUCCCCCGCCGCUACAUCAUCGCCAUCAUGAGCGGCCUGGGCUUCUGCAUCAGCUUUGGCAUCCGCUGCAACCUGGGCGUGGCCAUCGUCUCCAUGGUCAACAACAGUACGACCCAUCGCAACGGCCACCUGGUGGUGCAGAAAGCUCAGUUCAACUGGGAUCCAGAGACUGUUGGCCUCAUACACGGCUCCUUUUUCUGGGGCUACAUUGUCACCCAGAUUCCCGGGGGAUUUAUCUGCCAAAAAUUCGCAGCCAACAGGGUUUUCGGCUUUGCUAUUGUUGCUACAUCCACGCUGAACAUGCUGAUCCCCUCGGCUGCCCGCGUCCACUAUGGCUGUGUCAUCUUCGUGCGGAUCCUGCAGGGGUUGGUGGAGGGCGUCACUUACCCCGCCUGCCACGGGAUCUGGAGCAAAUGGGCCCCUCCCUUAGAGCGGAGCCGCCUGGCGACCACAGCCUUUUGCGGUUCCUACGCCGGGGCGGUGGUGGCCAUGCCUCUCGCCGGGGUCCUGGUGCAGUACUCAGGCUGGAGCUCUGUGUUCUACGUCUACGGCAGCUUCGGGAUCUUCUGGUACCUGUUCUGGCUGCUCGUCUCUUAUGAGUCCCCGGCGCUGCACCCCAGCAUUUCAGAAGAGGAGCGCAAGUACAUCGAAGAAGCCAUCGGCGAGAGCGCCAAACUCAUGAACCCCCUCAUGAAGUUUAAAGCACCUUGGCGGCGCUUCUUCACCUCCAUGCCCGUCUACGCCAUCAUCGUGGCCAACUUCUGCCGCAGCUGGACGUUCUACCUGCUCCUCAUCUCCCAGCCCGCCUAUUUCGAAGAAGUGUUCGGCUUCGAGAUCAGCAAGGUGGGCCUGGUGUCGGCGUUGCCCCACCUGGUCAUGACCAUCAUCGUGCCCAUCGGUGGCCAGAUCGCCGACUUCCUGAGCUUCGGCAUGGAAGCCACGCUGCUGCUGGUGGUGGGCUACUCGCACUCCAAGGGCGUGGCCAUCUCCUUCCUGGUCCUCGCCGUGGGCUUCAGCGGCUUCGCCAUCUCUGGCUUCAAUGUGAACCACCUGGACAUCGCCCCGCGCUAUGCCAGCAUCCUCAUGGGCAUCUCCAACGGCGUGGGCACGCUGUCGGGCAUGGUGUGCCCCAUCAUCGUGGGCGCCAUGACCAAGCACAAGACUCGGGAGGAGUGGCAGUACGUGUUCCUAAUCGCCUCGCUGGUGCACUAUGGAGGGGUCAUCUUCUAUGGGAUCUUCGCUUCCGGAGAGAAGCAGCCGUGGGCGGAGCCUGAGGAGAUGAGCGAGGAGAAGUGUGGCUUUGUUGGCCACGACCAGCUGGCCGGCAGUGAUGAAAGCGAAAUGGAGGAUGAGGCUGAGCCCCCUGGGGCACCCCCUGCUCCCCCUCCCUCCUAUGGGGCCAUACACAGCACAGUGCUGCCCCCAAGACCCCCACCCCCUGUCCGGGGCUACUGACCAUGUGCCUCCCACUGGAUGGCAGUUUCCAGAACCUCCAUUCCACACAUCUCUGGCCUGAGUGACAGUGUCAAGGACCCCCAGUCCUCUCUGUCCUGCCUCAGGCCUAAGAAGCACUCUCCCUUGCUCCCAGUGCUGUCGAAUCCUCUUCCUUUCCCAAUUGCCUCUCAGGGUAGUGAAGCUGCGAAUGGCAGUUUCAAGGAUACCCAGAUUCCCCUAAGGGUUCCCUUCUCCACUUGUUUUGCCUCAGUGGUUCCAAACCUCUCCUUUCAGGGCUUUAUUUCCAUGGACAGUUCGGUCUCUCACUCUCUCUUGUGGUUUUGAGGCAACUUCUCCCCUUCCUUUAACCCCAGGGACCCUGAGUUACUCAGCCCCCCCCUCUUCUCUCAGAAAAAUUCAAGGUCUUCCUCUAGAGGUUUCAAAUCUCUCCUAAAUCUAUUCUGCAUUUUUUUUUUCAGGUUGGUUUAGCCAAUCACCCAUCCCCACUAUUUUAGAGAUCAAUUCUCACCAGCGUUUCUGAGGGAAAAUGGUGGUUUCAAGACCCCCUCCAAUCUCUUCACCCCUCCCUCCCCUCCACCAGCAGAUUCUGCUGAACACACCAAAUCCCCAAGACCUUCUCCCUAGCUUAGCGCAAUGUCUAGGGACACCACCCAGACCGCAGGUCUAUCGGUACGCCUCACUCCACCCCUAUGCACUUUUUCGGACACAGUUUUCAGGGUUAAACAGUGGCUGCUCAAGUUCAUCCGUGGUUUGAAGCCACCACCAUUGAACUUCCCCACGGUGGUUUCAACAUGUCCCCCUCCCCCCCAGCUCCUUGCACUUUAUUCUCCUGGGUGGUUGCAAACCACCCUCGUUUUCUCAGUGGCCAUUUCUCGUGUCCCUCAGGGGCUAAAUGACUCAAAUUCGGGGAUGCUACCCUCUCAGACACCUUUCUUUUGGCUUAGAAUUUGGGGAACACGUAUAAGAGAAGUCACAGAACCCCAGGAAAGGGAAGGGGGCUGGGGCGAGAGGUGUUUUCCCCGGGGCAGGGUGCCUCUGUGUGUGUCUGUCUCUGUGACUGUAAACCCUGCCCUGCCCCACUCCCAAUAAAGUGCUUUGGUGGACA